GUAAAGUUAUUUUAAUCCAGAAAGAGUAUUUUCAACAUUUUGGGGAGUAAAGUUGCUCUAUCGGUGGAGUUAAAAGUGAGUGUAAAAAUCUGCAGAAACGCAGUGACAAUUUCAACUCUACAGCAGUGAUGAAUACCCGCCAUUCUGCUGUGCUUAUCAUUCGUUUGGCACGCAUUUCGGUGGAGGAAGAUUGAGAAGGAGCAACUCUAUUGCUAGGGGCAAAAUGCUGUUGCGUGUUCAAUUCGGGGAAGAGCAGAAAUACGUGAAGGUGUCUGAGCUGACAUUCGAUGCUUUCUUGAAAGAAGGUGCCUCUCAAUCAUCAUCAUGCUCGGGUACAUCUGAUGACACCGUCAUCCUGAAUUUCACAAUGUGUGACCCUGUUGAAGAAGAAGCUGCUGCAGAAGGAAGCCAGCCUAAAAGGCCAUGCCACAUAAACUAUGAGGCAAAAGCGUUGAUUGAAAAAAUCUUAACAUCAAAGCCUGGUGGUGAACACAUUAUGCAUGAGUAUGGAAAAACCAAAUCCCUGACCGAUGCCACCAGGAGACAGAUGAUAAACAUACUUGCUGCUGAGAUGACAGAAACACAUGGGACAUCCCCCCCCAAAAGUGUCAGAGUGAUGUAUGCACAGGGGAUAGUAGCUUUGUUUCCCUAUCUAGAAGACCCAUACUCACAACAUGGAUAUGAACAUUACUACGAUCCAGAGAGUGGUUCAGGAUACCUUGCAUGGAGAUUGAAGACAAUACAAAGAAAAACAGCAGAGGAAAGGGGUGCCUCAGUCAGCAAAUCUCCUAAAGUUGGUGGGCCAGGUCGUGUUCGUCAGCCCUUCACCUUUGACAGAGAGCCAUCUGAUGAGGAUGUGGAAGCAGCUAUUGCCGUUUUGAGACACUCUGCUGAUGAAAAGACUGUCCGUGAGAAGAUGAAAAUGACCUUCAUAUAUCGGCAAGCAAUGGUCAACGAUGAAGCCAAAUCAUCAGAUGUCUUCUCGGUCUUCCCACGAUUUCUGGACACACCAGGACUGAUAGAACAAGAUUUCAGAUUUCUGUUUGGUGAGGCCACGUCCAACAAAUUCUUGGAGAAGUGGCCAACCACUUUUAAAGCAAAAGUAAUAAAGGAAAGCCAUGGACUUGUACCCACCACAGAACUCUUGGAUUUGAUGUGCAAUGCUAAGUCAGCUGCUGAAGUUGAGAAUGGCUGGGACAGUGACAUGUCGGCCAUCUUGCUGCUGCUACAUCUGCUGCCACCAUCUGCACAAGGUAGAAAGAGGCCGGGAAAGCUUUCUGCGUAUCAAGCUGUAGAUCAGCUCAUCAGAUUUCAAAAGGUUGGAACCAGUGUGCAGCAGCAUCUAGACAACAUCACCCAAAGAAGUCAGCCCUACCUUCUCGCCCAGGGAUCCACACAGAGCACCAUUCACUCCUACUUCAUUGUGGUUGACAAGCAUGCACUUCCAUGCAAGGCAACAGGUUCAGUUGGAGCUUUUGACGAACUCUUUAAAGCCCAUUACGUCUUUGGUACGUCAUACAGUUCUUCCCUGAGCAGCUUUUUCACAUUUGUGCAAACAACCAUCUAUAACAUCGACAUGGGGGAAACAAAGGAGACCCCUAGAGUUGCAGAAUUGCGGGCAAGGAUGGUGCGUUAG
Messenger RNA from Carassius carassius (crucian carp), 1636 nucleotides. RefSeq lists its product as uncharacterized. The record is from RefSeq and is a predicted model, not a curated record. Lineage: Eukaryota; Metazoa; Chordata; Actinopteri; Cypriniformes; Cyprinidae. Bases 224 to 1636 code for a protein of 470 amino acids. The transcript is spliced from 10 exons.